Caenorhabditis bovis is the source of this 1203-nucleotide messenger RNA. NCBI's taxonomy places the organism in Eukaryota, Metazoa, Nematoda, Chromadorea, Rhabditida, Rhabditidae. The record is from the annotation of a GenBank genome assembly.
AUGAUUCAACUCUCAAUUAUAGCAUUAUGCUUGUGUGCGUUCUCAACUGUUUCAUCGGAUCGAAUUGUUGCUCGAAAUAUCGAUUAUGAAAUAGUUGUUGGCAGUAAAAUUUGGCUCGAUUUAGAUGUUUUAAAUUCAAGCAGCAUCCCAGACGAGGAUGUUACGCUUUUCCUCAGCACUUCGAAGUUCAUCGAAUACCCACAUACGAUUACCAUACACAACUCAAGUGCUCAUUUCGAACUAACCGGUAUUCAGCCAGUCUCCAGAGAAAUUAUCCAGGUUGUCAAUUGCUCACUUCCUAGCCUUGAUAACUCAACAUGUCCAUUCGACCUCACUGAUGCUUUCUUCCGAGUUUCUGUUAUACGUUCGAAGACUCUUUCUUGGUUUAUCGAAGUUGUUGGAUGGAUUUAUUUCCUUGCAUGGAGCGUCUCGUUUUAUCCACAAAUUAUAUUAAACUUCAAAAGAAAAAGUGUGGUUGGUUUGAAUUUCGAUUUUCUGGCACUCAAUUUACUCGGAUUUGGAGCAUAUUCUGCAUUUAAUUUGUUACUUUUCUUCAAUGAACAUGUCAAGGAAAUCUAUCACACUGAAAACCCACAUUCUCCGCCACCUGUCCUCACUAAUGACGUCGUUUUCGCUGUGCACGCGGUCAUUGCCUGCUCAGUCACUAUUAUCCAAUGCUUUAUUUAUGAGAGAGAAAAUCAAAAAGUCAGUACAAAAUGUAGGUAUGUGAUCAUCGGAUUUUUGUCGUUUGGUGCCAUUUGCGGACUUCUCACCAUAUUCCGUGCGAUUUCGAUUCUCUCGUUUGUCAUAAGCCUUUCUUAUAUCAAAAUGGCGAUCACCUGUUUAAAAUAUUUCCCUCAGGCGAUCUAUAACUAUAGGCGGAAAAGCACUGUCGGGUGGUCAAUUGGAAAUAUCCUUCUCGACUUCACCGGAGGAACGUUAGAUAUUUUCCAAAUGGUUCUUCAAGCUCUCAAUUUCAAUGAUUGGGGUGGUUUUUACGGAAAUCCCGUCAAAUUCGGUCUUGGUCUUGUUUCGAUCGUUUUCGACAUCGUCUUCAUUAUUCAGCACUACAUUUUAUACAGAGGAUCCGAGGUAGCGCAUAAUGACUAUUCCGGAGUCACAAAUCCAGAAGCUCCGCCUCAAGAACCCCAAGAAUACGGUAGCCUAGAACAACCAGGUCCGAUAAUUGUCGAUGAUGACUAA